Messenger RNA from Salpingoeca rosetta, 1716 nucleotides. RefSeq lists its product as uncharacterized. The transcript is spliced from 7 exons. Gene Ontology annotation, molecular function: protein binding. The record is from RefSeq and is a predicted model, not a curated record. NCBI's taxonomy places the organism in Eukaryota, Choanoflagellata, Craspedida, Salpingoecidae. Gene Ontology annotation, biological process: positive regulation of transcription by RNA polymerase I; rRNA processing. Gene Ontology annotation, cellular component: nucleolus. The coding region runs from base 97 to 1593 and encodes 498 amino acids.
CUCGAGCAGUGUGCUCAUUUUCUCUUUCCCCCCCCCCACUCAAACACACACUCCAGCACACCUUGCUCGUCUCUGGCACGUGUGCUGCCUGCCACUAUGAGCGCGACUGCGAUACAGCAGUUCCCGCGGUUGGCAGAACACGCAACCGCAGAAGACCGGCACUGGAAGAAAUAUGGCGAACCACGCAUGGUUAAGGAAGUUGGACCGGUUCAGGCCAUCAACUUCUGCGCCCAAGCCCCACACGAUUACGUCGUCACCGCUGGUUCCCACGUGCACGUGUACAGCGGCCAGACCCACCGUUCCAAGAUCACCUUCUCCAAGUUCACCGCCGCUCGAUCUGGCGCCUUCCGCCGCGAUGGCAAGCUGCUUGUGGCUGGUGACAAGGCGGGCCCCGUCAAGAUCUUCAACAUUAACACAAAGAGCCCUUUGAGAAUCUUUGAAGGCCACCGCAAGGACGUGCGUGUGACCAACUUCUUGGCCGAUACGCAGGUGUUUUCUGCCGGCGAAGAAGGCGUGGUCAAGCUAUGGGAUAUUCCUCAAGAGCAGGAGGCCCUCUCCAUUCAACUCUCUAACGAUUACAUAACGUCUGGAAACACAAUUGAGGCGAACCCUUCCCUAGUAUUUCUUGGUGGCUAUGAUCACAAGGCGCGCCUUGUCGACGUUCGGUCUGGGGAGUCGCAAUUGGAGGUCGAUCACGGCGCCAGCAUCGAGUGCGUUUGGGCCUUUAACAACGGCACCAUGGUCAUCACCGCAGGCCAGAACCACAUUUCCAUCUGGGACGUGCUCGCUGGCGGCAAGCUUGUCGACAAGCUCUCCAACCAUCGCCAAACCAUCACAGGCGUGUGCUUGGAUCACACUGAGAAGCGCCUGUUCUCGUGUGGUCUGGAUCGCAUGGUCAAGGUUUACGACGUCACAAACUGGAGCGUGGUUCACUCGAUGAAGUUCACCGGCCAGUUGCUGUCCAUGGGCAUCGCUCCCGAUGAUAGUGCGCUUGCUGUGGGCCACUCCAACGGCUAUCUCGGUGUGCGCGUACGCCGUCCCAAAGGCGUCGGGGGCGCUGUUGCUGCCGAUGGUACAAAGAAGAAGAGGAGACAGCCCAGGCCGGGCACCCGGCGCUACUUCAUGCGCGGGCAGAGCGCCAAGCCCAGCCGCUCCGACAUGCAGGUGCAAGUCAAGCACAAGCGCAAGAGCCACCCACACAACAGGCUGCUCGCCAAGUUCCGCUUCAGCGAGGCCCUCGACGAAGUGUUUCGCAAGAAGUUCCCUUCAGUGGUUAAGGUGAGCUUCAUGCACGAGCUCAUGCAGCGAGAGGCGCUGCGCACCGCCCUCAGCAACCGCGACGAGGCCGGCCUGGAGCCCAUCCUCAGUUUUGUCGUCGCCCAGAUUACCAACCCUCGCUACACCCGCAUCCUCACGCACGUUGCCCAUCUCAUUCUCGACAUUUACUCGCCAGGCAAAGGAAGAGCGCCGCGGAUCGACUCAAUGUUUGUCCAGCUGUCGAACAAACUCAAGCAGGAGCUCAACCUCCAGCGACAGCUCAUUGCUGUUCAGGGCAUGUUGGAUGCACUGCUUGACGUGAACCCAACAGACUAAUUGCACUGCAGCCCAUUUAUUAUACACUAAUAUGAACGAAGAUUAAACCUGUUUGAAGCAAGUUUUUAUGCGCUUCAAGGUCAUGUGUGACAACAGAAAGUGUAGGGCAAUGUGAGAAACGAC